Parnassius apollo (apollo) is the source of this 3693-nucleotide messenger RNA. The record is from the annotation of a GenBank genome assembly. NCBI's taxonomy places the organism in Eukaryota, Metazoa, Arthropoda, Insecta, Lepidoptera, Papilionidae.
AUGCGCCGCCUGCUGCUGCUGCUGGCAGCGGCCUCAGCCGCCCCCGCUGCCCCCUACACUCCCGCAAACCCUUCCAACCCCGCUGCUCCAACAGGUUCCUCCAUCCCUGCCACAUCCGCCGCCCCGCAAGCAGCGACCGCGCAAGCUGCCAUCCCCACUGGCACCAUCGACCCCGUUAUUCCCAUGCUUCUCGUACUCCGCUCGGCAUGCGAGGCGCGCGACCCCUCGUUCUUCAACUCGAGCGCACUUCGAAGCUACGCACUGGCAGCGGGCCGUGCCAUGAUACUGCGCGCCCCUUUUCGUAUCCUGAGUUACAAUGAGACGUGUGGCUCGGGAUGGCGUGUGUUGGUGACGCGGGGUAUGCUGCGGGCGCUGGUUGCGGGGGAGGUGGCGGUGUGCGCGGGGUGGGCGGGCGCUGAGGCUUGCGGUGCGCCAGCAGCCGCCGCGCGCUUGCUGCGCACGCCGCAGCCCACCACCUGCGCCGCGACUUCCGCCCGCGCAGCUUCUGUAACCUUCCUUGCGUCUCGCUUGCACUGGCGCAGAGUGCUCCUUCCGCCGAAUGCGCAAAGCGGCGAGUGUGCGACUGCAAUGCUGGCGGUCGCUCUCGAGCUAACUGCAGCGGGCCUGCUCGUUAGCCGAGGACCACUCUCGCAUCAUCAGCUCGAUCAACAUCCACACGCUGUGAUUUUGUGCUCUUCUAACGUGGACUCCUUGCGCUGGCUGCGGGGCGGGGCGGGCGCGCCGGCGGUACUCCUCCUGCACCUUGCGCUCGAUGACGACCUCACUGUGAUACAUGACGCACAGGCUCCCCUAGAUAUACCGAAUGAAAACUCUUUGUCAACUUUAGUAUUAGUACAUUCGUCCGUCGGUCGGUUACCUUAUUCUAAAAAUUUAAGCAAUAAUAUUUCUCAAAUAACAGAAAGCACUAUUGAUCGAUAUUACGAAAGGGAUAAAGUGGACUCUUCACAAAAAAUUAAAGCAAAAAUUAAGAAAAAUAAAAUAAAUUCGACCCUCUAUCAUAGCUUCACGAAAGGUAGUGGAAAAAGUGUAAUAGAAGAAAGAUCUCGUUCGUUUUUUGUUCGCCGCAGACGCCAAUCGCCGGCCAGUCGUCGCUUGCGACGAAGCGUCAUCUCUGAAUGGUUAAACAACGUUAAUGGAGUUCGUCCGCUGAUUCUCAGCGACGUUAGUCUAGAAUACAAAUCGAAAACGUCCUCACCGAAUACCAUUUAUGAUGAAGUACUGGACGCCAUUGAGCGACACGUGGAAGCAGAAAAGACAAGAUUCGAAAUCUCCCGACAGACAUACUUUCUAUAUGAGAGCGCUGCAGAUUUGGGCACGUGGGUCCCGGUCGUGACGUUAGCUACGAGCUCCUUGCGUUCGCUGGAUGGUGUCGAGGAUUGGGGGACGGUCGUGAACGUUAUUGACCCCGGCGGUAAGUUUAGAAGUUGGAGUUCGGCGUUGUCGGAACGAUCGAACAUCGGCUCGGGUGUGGUGGGCGCGGCGAGCGCAGUGGGCGUGUGCGGUGCGCUGGCGCUGGUGGUGGGAGGAGCGCUGGCUGCCCGGCGAAUGGCGCGGCACCGUCGCCCACACGGCGCCCCAGUACUGGGCGUGGGCGACUUCGCGUUUCCGGGCGAGGAGCUGCGCGUGGACGAGGGCAUGCAGAGCAUGGUGUCGUGCUGGCUUCAGCAGCUGCACGAGUUUGGCGGGCCGCACCCCGCGCACCCCCCCGCCCCGCGCCGCCCAUCUGCACCAUCAUCCACGUGCAGCAUCUCGCGCCUGCCACCCGACCGCCGCACCAGAUAUAAGGGAGAUCCGGUACACAUGAAGUAUCUACCGGUCGCCGGAUCGCUGGAGCUCAGGCGGAAGGCUAUUGACAUUCUUCUCGUAAUGCAAAGUCUUCGCCACGAAAACCUCAAUCCUUUCAUAGGGUGCCUGGCGGAGGCGCGCCCGGCGCUGGUGUUCGAGGCGUGUGGGCGCGGCUCGUUGGAGGACGUGCUGGUGGCGGACGACAUCCGGCUGGACUGGACGUUCCGGCUGUCGCUGCUGACGGACCUGGUGCGUGGCAUGCGCUACCUGCACGCGUCCCCGCUGCGCGCGCACGGCCGCCUCAGCUCGCGCAACUGCGCCGUCGACUCGCGCUGGGUGCUGCGCGUCUCUGACUACGGGCUGCCGGCCUUUGCGAGCGCCCAGGGCCUGCCACUACCCCAUCGCUCCUCACGAGCAGAGCUGCUGUGGACGGCGCCGGAGUUGCUGCGUCAGUCGAGGGGAGCGGGGCGCGGCUCGCCCGCCGGCGACGUAUUCUCCUUCGGCAUCAUCAUGCAGGAGGUGAUCGUGCGCGGCGAGCCCUACUGCAUGCUGGCGCUCAGCCCCGACGAGAUUGUGGAGAAGCUGUGCCGGCCGCCGCCGCUGAUCCGUCCAUCGGUGUCGAUGGGCGCGGCGCCGCCUGAGGCCGUGGGCGUGAUGCGCCAGUGCUGGAGCGAGGCGGCCGAUCUGCGCCCCGACUUCAACCGUCUCUACGACAUAUUCCGACACAUGCACCGCGGCCGAAAAAUCAAUAUAGUCGACUCAAUGUUCGAGAUGUUGGAAAAAUAUAGCAAUAACUUAGAAGAACUUAUAAAGGAGAGAACGGAGCAAUUGGACAUGGAAAAGAAGAAAACCGAACAACUCCUCAACAGGAUGUUACCAAGGUCAGUUGCAGAGCGGCUAAUGUUGGGCUCACGCGUGGAACCCGAGGAGUUUGAGGAGGUGUCCAUUUACUUCAGUGACAUCGUGGGUUUCACGGAGCUGGCGGCGCGCUCCACACCCGUGCAGGUCGUGGACCUAUUGAACGACCUCUACACAACUUUCGAUGCCGCCAUCGAACAAUAUCGCGUAUAUAAGGUGGAGACGAUCGGCGACGCAUACAUGGUGGUGGGCGGGCUGCCCACGCGCGCGCUCGAUCACGCAGAGAGCGUGGCCACCAUGGCACUGCACCUGCUGCACCUGGCCGGUCGCUUCCGCGUGCGCCACUUGCCGGCGCAGCCGCUGCAUCUGCGCAUCGGCCUGCACUCGGGGCCCUGCUGCGCCGGCGUCGUCGGCCUCACCAUGCCGCGCUACUGCCUCUUCGGCGACACUGUCAACACCGCCUCGCGCAUGGAGUCCACCGGUGCGGCGUGGCGCAUCCAGGUGUCGGCGGCGACGGCGGGGCGGCUGGCGGCGGCGGGCGGCUACCGGCUGCGCUCGCGCGGUCUGCGUCACAUCAAGGGCAAGGGCGCCAUGCACACCUACUGGCUGCUGGGCAAGGACGGCUUCGACAGGCCGCUGCCCGUGCCGCCGCCGCUGCAAUCCGAGGAGGUUCUGUUCGAGUCAGACGGUGAGAACGAUAGUGAACGUUCAGGUGCCGAAGCCGCACCACUUCUUGAUCCAACAUCUACUCUAUCCACUGCCGAGGAAGACAGCAUAGAGGCGGCGACGGCGGCGGCGGCAACGGCGUGCGGAGUGGGCGGGGCGCGGGCGGGGCGCGCGGCCUGGGCACGCUCGGGCGCCGCGUCCGCCGACAGCAGCCCGCCGCGCCUUGCGCACGCCGCACACUCUCGCUACAGGUACAUCUGCUGCUUACUGCGAUUUAACUACAGGUCAGAAGGGGUUCUUUACUCAUGCGAUCAAGCGCCCAACAAAUGCAUCGCAAAUAGAUAUUCAAUUUACAUACACUAA